Fraxinus pennsylvanica is the source of this 996-nucleotide messenger RNA. Lineage: Eukaryota; Viridiplantae; Streptophyta; Magnoliopsida; Lamiales; Oleaceae. The record is from the annotation of a GenBank genome assembly.
AUGGGGGUGGAUUAUUAUGAAAUAUUGAAGGUGGACAAAACUGCCACAGAAGAUGAUCUCAAGAAAGCUUAUAGAAGAUUGGCUAUGAAAUGGCAUCCAGACAAAAAUCCCACCAAAAAGAAUGAAGCUGAGACCAAAUUUAAGCAAAUUUCUGAGGCCUAUGAAGUUUUGAGUGAUCCACGAAGAAGACAAACCUAUGAUCAAUAUGGUGAAGAAGGUCUAAAAGACAUGCCACCUCCUGGCUCUAAUGAAAGUGAAAAUGGAUUCAAUCCUCGAAAUGCAGAGGAUAUUUUUGCUGAAUUCUUUGGAAGUAGCCCUUUUGGAUUUGGAUCAUCAGGAGCUGCGAGGUCGAUGAGGUUCUCGUCUGAUCGAGGAGGGCCGUUUGGUGGAUUCGGCAUGACUAGUAACGUCUUUAGAAAUUACAGUGAUGGAACUGGUGCAAGCAUGCCUAAGAAACCACCGCCGGUCGAGAGUAAAUUGCCUUGCAGCCUCGAGGAGUUGUAUGCUGGAUCGACUAGAAAAAUGAAGAUAUCAAGACAAGUGGUGGAUACAAACGGGCGAUUAGGGUCAGAGACGGAAAUAUUGACCAUCGAUGUGAAGCCGGGAUGGAAGAAGGGAACUAAGAUAACUUUUCCCGACAAAGGAAACGAACAGCUAAACCAGCUGGCCGCAGAUCUCGUGUUUGUAAUUGACGAAAAGCCGCAUAAUGUUUUCUCAAGAGACGGAAAUGACCUCAUUAUGAAUUAUAAGGUGACAUUAGCAGAAGCACUUGGAGGAAUGGAAGUGAACAUCACGACGCUAGAUAAUCGUGAAUUGUCGAUUCCGGUGAACAAUAUUGUGAUCCCGGGUUACGAGCUGGUGGUUUCCCAAGAAGGUAUGCCAAUCACCAAAGAGCCGGGGAACCGAGGUGAUUUGAAGAUCAGGUUUGAAGUUAAGUUCCCUACGAGACUGACGCCCGAGCAACGAGCUGCCCUCAAGCGUUCUUUAGGAGGUUGA